This is a messenger RNA of Rhizophagus irregularis DAOM 181602=DAOM 197198, 1815 nucleotides long. The record is from RefSeq and is a predicted model, not a curated record. Lineage: Eukaryota; Fungi; Glomeromycota; Glomeromycetes; Glomerales; Glomeraceae.
AUGACAACUCAGCGAACCAACUUUGAAAUUCCUAUAAACGACGAAAAUGACGUUUUACAAGUUACGGCGUUGGGUGCUGGUAACGAAGUGGGAAGGUCCUGUAUUGUCAUUCAAUACAAGGGGAAAACAAUAAUGCUUGAUGCGGGUGUCCACCCUGCAUAUAAUGGUUUGGCUGCACUUCCGUUUUAUGAUGAAAUUGAUCCUGCUACUGUUGAUGCUUUACUUAUUAGCCAUUUUCAUUUGGACCAUGCUGCUUCUUUGCCAUAUUUUUUGGAAAAGACAACCUUUCAAGGACGAGUAUUUAUGACACAUCCUACAAAGGCGAUUUAUAAAUGGUUAUUGUCUGAUUAUGUAAGAGUAAGCAAUGUUGCAUUAUUGGAUGAUAUGCUCUAUGAUGAACAAGAUCUUUUGCUUAGUUAUGAUAAAAUUGAAGCUGUAGACUAUCAUCAGGAAGUAGAAUUUGAAGGAAUAAAAUUUACUAGUUAUAAUGCAGGUCAUGUUUUAGGUGCAGCUAUGUUUCUGAUUGAAAUCGCAGGUAUUUUAUAUACCGGAGAUUAUUCUCGUGAAGAAGACAGACAUUUAAUGGCUGCUGAACUUCCAUCAGUGAGAAUUGAUGUGUUAAUCACAGAAUCCACAUAUGGAGUUCAGAGUCAUGAACCUAGGUUAGAAAAAGAAGCAAGAUUUACUGGGUUGGUCCAUGACAUCGUACAACGUGGUGGUCGUUGUUUGAUGCCGGUUUUCGCUUUAGGCCGUGCCCAAGAAUUACUUCUAAUUCUUGAUGAGUAUUGGAAAGCACAUCCUGAACUAGAAUCAGUACCUAUUUAUUAUGCCUCGUCUUUAGCAAAGAAAUGUAUAGCAGUUUAUCAAACUUAUAUUAAUAUGAUGAAUGAAAAGAUUCGCAAACAAUUUGCCAUAAACAAUCCUUUUAUUUUUAAUCAUAUCUCGAAUCUUAAAAAUAUGGAUGAUUUUGAUGAUGUCGGACCUUGUGUUAUGAUGGCCAGUCCCGGUAUGUUACAGAGCGGAUUGUCAAGAGAGUUAUUCGAAAGAUGGUGUCCAGACAAACGAAAUGGCCUUGUUAUAACUGGAUAUUGUGUUGAGGGUACUUUGGCUCGGCAUGCUAUGACUGAGCCGUCAGAAAUAAUUUCUAUGUCUGGUGCUACUAUUCCACUGAGAAUGUCGGUUAAUUAUGUUUCCUUCUCAGCUCAUGUUGAUUUUAUUCAGAAUAGUCAAUUCAUUGAUGAAAUAAAAGCUCCUCACGUGGUACUUGUGCAUGGAGAAACAAAUUCUAUGGCUAGGUUGAAAUCCGCGUUACAGAGCAAGUUUGCUGAACGUGACGAUAAAAUCAAAAUUUAUUCACCAAAAAAUUGUGAACCUGUAAAGUUAUAUUUUAGAGGGGAAAAAUUAGCUAAGGCUAUAGGUCGCUUAGCUGCAAAGUACCCAAUAGAAAAUCAAAUUGUAUCUGGCAUCAUAGUAUCAAAAGAUUUUCAAUUUAAUAUUAUGGAUGCAAACGAUCUCAAAGAUUUUUGUGGUAUCUCUACUUCAACAAUAAUGCAAAAACCGACUAUUGCAUAUCAUUCUUCUUUUUCACUAUUGAAAUAUCACCUUGAGCAAAUGUUCGGAACUCUGAAGGAAACUUUUGAUAGCGAACAAAUUCCAACUUUAACGAUAUUAAAUUCGAUUGAGGUAAAGCAUAUUAGUAAGAGCCAACUUCGACUAGAAUGGUCAAGUACUUCUAUGAACGACAAGAUUGCUGAUUCUGUGAUAGCAGUAAUAUUAAACAUUGAAAACAGCCCUGCCUCAGUAAAAGGUAAGUAG